Molecule: messenger RNA, 5482 nt
Organism: Micropterus salmoides (largemouth bass)
Lineage: Eukaryota; Metazoa; Chordata; Actinopteri; Centrarchiformes; Centrarchidae
Product: acyl-coenzyme A thioesterase 1-like
Exons: 3
Coding region: 1649-2959 (436 amino acids)
Biological process (GO): fatty acid metabolic process; acyl-CoA metabolic process
Molecular function (GO): fatty acyl-CoA hydrolase activity
Source: RefSeq, a predicted model, not a curated record
UAACAGAUACGUUGCAGUACACUUGUAAACUUAAACUUGUAAACUUACUUGUAAACGUUUCAGUGUUUGACGCGCACAUCUAAUUAUCGUUCCUCUUCUGGGAGACGAGCGCACGUCAUACAAUAACAAUAACCAAUAACCUAAACAAUAACCUCUGAGCAAUCUCAGUGCCUACAAUUUAAACCAAAGUCCUUAUAAGCUCUGAUUAAACUCACCAGCUGUGUGUGUGAUCAUAUCAUAAAACAGGUGUUACAUCUGUCUGUGCAUACUCUGCAGAUUCUGUGAUCAAGGAGCUUCAGCUGUACUGCCUUUGUAAAACUUAUUUUUUUACAUCGACACAUACUGUAACUGCACAGCAAACGUUAUUACAGUAGAUGGUAAACUCCACUGUAUUAAGAAGUUAAACUAUAACAAACUAUAACGUCGGAAACGUGACCCGCGGCUAGUCUGCCUCUUCUUUUCUAGGCAGGCUAACUUAUUGUUGACCUUUACCCUAGAAUAACCUGAUCUGUCUCUGUCUGUUUCAAGGUAAAAGGUAGAAGGUUGUUUAUUUGUUUCAGAUUUGUGAAACCUUUAUUCUGUUUGUGAAAAUGAAAAAAAAAAAGGGCGAUUUGGCGUUUGAUAUUAAUUAUAUUAUUUGCAGGUAAUCCACAUUAGAGCAGGUCCAGAUCAAAAACCACCAUACCCAGAGCUGUCAAAUCUGGACUAGAUUGUUGCAGAGUCUUUAAAACACAGUUUCAGGUUUAUGAAAUGUUUAUUCUAUUUGUGAAAAUGGAAAAAGGGUCAAUAUGUAUUUUUUGCAUACCCAGAUCAAAAACCACAAUGACUAGAUUGUCCCAGAGAGGCAAAAGAGUCUUUAAAACACUGUUUCAGAUUUGUGAAAGCUUUAUUCUAUUUGUGAAAAUGAAGAAAGGGCCGAUUUAUAUGUAUUUUACAGCAAGACUAGACAGUUGGUUGCAAUUCACAACCUCCACACUAGAUGCCACUAAAUACACUUAACCUUUAAAAAGCAACAUUUCUGUGCUCAGCUAUUUUCAUACAAAUUUUAUUCCAUUCCUCAGUCAAUAUUUAGAAAUCUUUUUUUGUGUUGGUAAAUAAUCAGUGAUUAGUGAUUUUUUUAUUCACUUCAUUUAUAUCAGUCACUGGUGUUGAUGAAAUAUUGUGAGCCAGGUUCAGGUGUGAAGAAGUUUCGGAGACUGAUAAAGACUUAACAUUGCAUGAUUAUUUGAGCCCAGCCAAGGAGAUACAGAGCCAGCAUACAACAUGUGAACACGUCAAAUGCCAACACCAAAUCUGAAGCGUAACAUCUUUUGGUCCCUUUUAUGUUUCUGUCUUCCCCGUAGUGCCUGUGGGAUUUCCCUCUUAGGUCAUCUUUAGCUGGCCUUAACAUAGAACAACUAAUCUAUCUGAUGUUUAGACUCCAAGAACAUGUGAAAAAUAACUAGUGCUGGAAGGUCAGUGAACACUUGUGGGGUCAUCUAAUGACUCUAAGGUAGACCUGUCUAACUUUUCCCUGUUACAUCAAUUAAGCCCCGUAAGAAAUAUCUUCAACAACUGGAUGUUUAAUUUCUCUGGUUCCUGAUGUAGUUAUUAGGUUGCUACUUUUUGGGAGUACAGAUGAAACAAAACGUUACAGUGAAGCCCUUCUAUGUCGCAUUGCCUAAAAAAUGUCAAAAGUCAAAGAAUGAAAGUAUCUUUAGUUUCAGGUGAGAUGUCCUCCCAAGUCAGACUGAGGCUGCUGCCGAGCGCCAGGUGUUUGUUUGACGAGCCCAUUCAGGUGAAGGUGGCCGGGCUGAGGUCGAGACAGGUGGUCUCCAUGAAAGCCAGAUCAACUGACGAGAAAGGAGUGGUGUUCAGCUCCUCAGCCACCUACAGGGCUGAUGGGAGCGGGGAGAUCGACCUGAAGAGAGACCCCUCGCUCAGUGGCAGCUACGUCGGGGUUGAACCCAUGGGUCUGCUGUGGUCGAUGAGGGCGGACACCUUACAUAAGUACUUUUUCAAGAACAAUUCCUUAAACCCACAUGUGGUGAAGUUCUCUGUACAUGAGGGGGAGGAAAGGAUGCUGGCAGAGGUGAACAACGAGAGGCUUCUGAUUGGAGACGGGGUCAGCCGGCUCCCUGUCAAAGAGGGGAAUAUGCGUGGAGUCCUGUUUACUCCCCCAGGAGAAGGUCCGUUUCCUGCUGUGUUGGAUCUGAGCACCUUUCCAUCUGAGAAAAGAGCCUCUCUGCUGGCAAACAAAGGGUUUGUGGUUCUGGCUGUAGCGGUGUACACUGAUAAGCCUGACAACGUGAAAGAGCUCCAUCUGGACCACUUUAAAGAAGCAGUGGAUUUCUUACAACAACAUCCUAAGGUGGGCAGUAAAGGAGUUGGUAUAAUAUCACGAUCAAAGGGGGCAGAUAUUGCGCUUUCACUUGCUGCUUAUGUGCCAGGUGUUGAGGCCACAGUGUGGAUCAACGGCAGCAACGCCAAUAUAGCUGUUCCUCUAUACUACAGGAAACGCCAAAUCCUCACACCAUUACUGUACGACUCCAGCAAGGUGAUUACCACAAAUUCAGGGGCUAUCGUUAUCAAGUACAGUGUUAAAAAUCCCCUGGCAGAGGAAAACAAGGGCAGCCUGGUCCCCAUUGAACAAGCCAAGGGACGUUUCCUGUUUGUGGCUUCAGAGGACGACCUCAACUGGGACAGUAAAGGUUACAUGGAUGAGAUGGUGGAGAGACUGAAGCGUCAUGGGAAGGAUAACUUUGAGACUGUGUAUUACCCGAGAGCUGGACACCUACUGGAGCCGCCUUAUGGACCGUUCUGUCCCUCCGCUUUACAUGGGCUCCUCAGCAGUUCAGUGCUGUGGGGGGGUGAGCCGGUGGCUCACGCAGCAGCUGAAGUCCACAUGUGGAAGAAGAUCCAGGAGUUCUUACGAUCUCAGCUGAGCUGUGAUGCUACUCGUACUAAAGCCAAAUUAUAGAUGCAAAUUGGAUGAUAGGAAAUACUUCAAGGCUGCUAAUUGAAGGUGGGGUGUGCGAUUCUGGAUAAAUCCAAUACCAUGACAAAUAUCACGAUAUAGAGCGCACAGCGACACAGCAAGUAAUGUAACUAACAUUAGAUAAGUUGUGGCUACAGUUGCUGCUGCGAAGCUAACACAGACAGCGAUACUCACAACUCUCCUGCUACUGUAGCUAACAUCACAACCACUGCCUAUCCUGGAGAACUAGAAAGUAAGCUUAGUGUGUGUGCAGUAAUUUAAAGUUACCUGACACACAAAUCAUGACUGGAAUAGUGUUGUGUGACGUUUUCCAAGCCACUUUGUUUGUUUGGGCUGUUUUCAAACACCAGACAGAACGGACAGCUAUCUGAGCGUGAGAAGAUAUUCACUGAAUUUGACAAAAAGAUAUGUAUUGGAUUAGAAUUGCAUACCCCACCUUUAACUCUAGUAUAAUCAUGUGUGAAUGUGUGUUAAUGUUUUGUAAUGAAUAGAACCAUUUAAUAUUUGAUUGAUAAUAGGUGAUAUCGCUUCUUGUAAGGCUAUGAAAACAGGGUGCAUGCUCACUACAUUUAAAGGAGAAAACGUUAAGAUGUAUUUAGUGCACUGCUAGAAUCUGACUGAAAUUGAAUUGUUAAAAUGUGAAUAGUGGAAAAUAGAACAUUUGAGAUUGAAACUGAUAUCAUGAAAUGGCAGCUUGAGAAUCAAAAGUGAAAUCGAAAAAGCCUGAAAUGGAUGAAGGAAAAGCUUAAAGUGAAAAAUGCAAAAGGAAAAACAACUUCACUGAGACAGAAAACAUUGUUACAACCCAGCUCGUUAGGGUAGGGCAGUAACAAGGUAUUUGGGAUAAAUUAAGGUGGUAAGGACAACUGAAUUCAGGUUGAGUCAAUUGUUUAAUUAAAUGAGUUGUCUCCGAAAAAAAAACAACAAAAGGAGGCUAUGUAGGUACUGACAAAAAAAACACUUAACAAAAGGAGGUCAGUACCUACAUGCUGUACAGGAAUGUAGGGUAACCAAACAGAUAAUUUUCCACCUUAAAGGGUGCCACUCACAUUCUGUAGUUCACAAAGUUUUUAACUAACAAGAGUCACUUAAGCAGGCAACCGACAGAAACAGGUAAAUUCAACACUCAAGACAUUCACAGGGGUACACAACCAACAACAAGGCGAACUGAUCACUGGCUCACAGUCACCUUGAACUACAGGAACACAAACUAUUAGUAGGCCAGCUGGUGUUGAUUGGUGAGUCCUGGUUGGCAGGUUCGGUAGGAUCUUCGGCCACACCAAUCAGACGCCAGCAACCAGGAAGUGGGUGGUUCCAGGUCCAGGGGAACCAAUCCUCAACAGGUGCUUGCAGCGGGGAUUUGCAUACAGUUCAGACAACUCCAAAACACAACUACUCUAAGGCAGCCAGCGACGGCCGUAACACUCCCCCCCCUUAAAUUAUAAGCCCCCGUGGCUUGGCAAUAAAGCUACUAACUUAGCUAAUCUCUACAGUCUCGACAAAGCAUCAGCUAGCACAUUUUCAGACCCCUUCUUAUGUCGGAUGUCGAGGUUGAAGUCCUGAACCACCAGUGCCCAUCGCAUGAGUCGCUGGUUGUGGUUAAACAUGCGAGACCGAAAAACAAGGGGAUUAUGAUCAGUGAACACAACAACAGGCAGAGGAGUAGACCCAACAUAUACCUCAAAGUGCUGUAGUGCUAACAACAGAGCAAGGGCUUCCUUUUCAAUGGUGGAAUAAUUUAUCUGGUGUCGGUUGAACUUGCUGGAAAAGUAAGCAACAGGAUGGUCAGUACCAUCCUCCCCGUCCUGUAACAGGACAGCACCAGCGCCCACUGUACUGGCGCCUACCUCAAGCUUGAAGGGAGCGGUAAAGUCAGGGGCAGCGAGCACAGGAGUGUGACAUAACAAGGUCUUUACACUAUCAAAUGCUACCUGGCAUUCUGGGGUCCAUACGUAAUCCACCUUGGUGCUGAGUAAACUUGUGAGUGGGGAGGCGAUACUGGAGAAGUUGCGGCAGUACCUCCUGUAGUAUCCAGCCAUCCCCAGAAACUGGCGCAGGGCUUUCCGGGUCGUGGGAACAGGGCAGUCCCUGAUGGCAACAACCUUGGCCUCAACAGGGCGCACUUGUCCCUGCCCAACCUGCUGUCCAAGAUAGGUGACGGUGGCUUUUCCAAAUUCGCAUUUGACAACAUAAAAAAGUAUAAAACAGGAAGUUCUCUGAUAAAAUACUUUAAGCUUAAAUUGAAAUAGGAAAACAUCUUAAGACAUCAGAAGCUGAAGAAACCUUAGUUUUUGAAAUAAAGUAAAAUUUAACCAAGUUAGCAUACAAUACUUUGUUGUCCAUUUUCCUUUUAGAACUUUAAGUCGCAUAUAAAGUAGGAUGACAAGGAAAGUGUCCUAUCUCUCAUUUUGAAUGUUAUUCUGUAUAGGCUACGGUAAUUUUGUAUUCUUAAUUUUUUUUUGUCUUGUGUACUGACACAUAUCAAUAAACUUGAACUUAACCAUC